Messenger RNA from Hypomesus transpacificus, 759 nucleotides. RefSeq names its product somatostatin 1, tandem duplicate 1 (gene sst1.1). The record is from RefSeq and is a predicted model, not a curated record. Gene Ontology annotation, biological process: regulation of cell migration. Gene Ontology annotation, cellular component: extracellular region. The coding region runs from base 124 to 468 and encodes 114 amino acids. The transcript is spliced from 2 exons. Gene Ontology annotation, molecular function: hormone activity. Lineage: Eukaryota; Metazoa; Chordata; Actinopteri; Osmeriformes; Osmeridae.
UUGUUUGUAGGAUGAUCUUGAGCAAAAGAGGGAGCAGCGUAAACGAAGAAGCCAGUUUGACAAGUAUCCGAUAAACUGAACAGUCUUAAUCCAAUCCUUGCCUCCCCAGAGAUCCGAAAGAAGAUGCUCUCCUCACGCAUCCCGUGCGUCCUGGGGCUUGUCUCCGUCGCCCUGGUCAUGAGCAGUGUAUCCGCCGCGCCAUCUGAUGCCAAACUUCGCCAGUUGCUCCAGCGAUCACUCCUGGCACCUGCAGGCAAACAGGAACUUGCUCGGUACACACUUGCAGAACUUCUGUCGGAGCUCGUCCAAGCGGAAAAUGAAGCGAUGGAUUCUGAAGACCUGUCUCGUGGCGCCGAGCAAGAGGAUGUGCGUCUUGAGUUGGAGCGCGCUGCUGGUCCACAGUUGGCUCCUCGUGAACGCAAAGCGGGAUGCAAGAAUUUCUUCUGGAAAACCUUUACUUCAUGUUAAUUCAUUAAAAUACCAUUCACCGCGUGAAGCAUUUCAUCUCAUGGCAUGUAAUUCAUGCCCAAAUCCCAUGCAUCAUCAUGGCCAAACUUGCCUCUCCAAAAAUGUACAUAAAAAUUAGAAUCUGUUAACAAUAAUAAUUAUGAUAGUUUUGAUUGAUCAUUUAGGCUUUUCAGAGAAAAUUCACGUGAAAGAUGUAUGAAUGUAUGCAAUUUUGCUGUCGACUGUGCUUUAUGCAUUUUGGCAGAUAAACUAUUUUUAAUUGUUUACUUGAAUAAAAUAUAUGUUUCAGAA